AUGACAGUGCGUCGUGUCUCUGCGGGAUUCGGCAAUGGUUAUGUGGGUUAUGAUGCAAAGGAAGGCGCGAUCGUUGUGGCGUUUGCCGGUACGGAUUCGAGCAGCAUCGAAAACUGGAUAUCUAAUUUGGAUGCUUUCAAGACAGACUACACUGAUUGUGAGGUCCACGACGGAUUCAUGAGCAGUUACGCAGGAAUCUCUGCUGAUGUAAGACUUUUCGUUGGCGAGCUGCUGGCGACGCACGUCGAUGCACCCAUUUGGAUAGCUGACUUGAUGAGUCUUGGGCAUAAUGUACAGCGAGUAAUGACAUUUGGCCAGCCUCGCGUGGGCAAUGACCAGUCAUGGGCUUCGAGCACAGUCCCUUCGAAGUAUUUUACACAGAAGCAAUGACAUCAUAUGUCAUUUGUGAUGCCUCUGGUGAGGAUGCUUCUUGCUCAAAUCAAUUUCCGCUAUCAACUGAGGUUGUGGAUCAUGGAACCUA
This is a messenger RNA of Nannochloropsis gaditana CCMP526, 481 nucleotides long. Its product is annotated as lipase family protein. The record is from RefSeq and is a predicted model, not a curated record. The transcript has 5 exons. Bases 1 to 390 code for a protein of 129 amino acids.